AUGAGUUCCCUCAAUCCUGAAGCAGUCAACGAUUAGUCGAUUGAUUCGUCGGAUCAAUCGACUAAUCGACUGCUUCAGGAUUGUAGUUUUUGUAGUUCUAUUAACAAAAACUACAAAACACAUGACUUCUGGUAUUAUCGCGAGAUUUCAAAACCUCGCCGCUGAAUCGUCACUCCUCGCUCGCGACACUUUGAACCAAAACAAACCCAGAAAAAAAAGAAGCACGAGCGACAAACAGCGCGCGAGGAGCGGGAAAAUGUAGCGCGGGGGGGGCAGGAGAGGUGGCUCUGUGGCGGGAAGAUGUUUCCGUAAACAGGUGAGCUGUCAGGUGAACAGACAGGAAGUGUGUGUCGGUUGGACACACACCUGGACGCAGGGGGCGCCGUGAACCUUCAGACAUCCGGCCCGAGGGAAGGACGUGAUGACGUCAGCAAGGGGAAUAAUAACCAUCAUUAAGACGUCAUGAUGAACCUCUCCCGUGACCACGAGCCUCGCGGCAGUGACGUAUCUCACCGACACGCGACGAUCUUUGGCUGGAAACCGGAAGUAGCGUAGAGCCUGUGAGCACGUAACAUCCGGUUGCCCCGAGCGUCUCAUAAGUGGGUGAAAGGUGAAGAAGAAGAAGACGACCUGUCAUUGUUCCGCACCGAGCUGCACCGAACCGACACCGAGCCGACACCGAGCCAUGCUGCAGAACACAGGGAAGUUAGCCGGCUGCACGCUCUUCAUCACCGGCGGGAGUCGAGGGAUCGGGAAGGCCAUCGCCCUGAAAGCUGCCAGAGAUGGAGCCAACGUCGUCAUCGCUGCCAAGACCGCCGUGCCACACCCCAAACUACCAGGAACCAUCUACUCCGCCGCUCAGGAAGUGGAGGCGGCCGGCGGGAAAGCGUUGGCGUGUGUUGUCGACAUCCGUGACGAGCAGCAGAUCGGAGAAGCUGUUCAGAAAGCUGUCGACAAGUUUGGAGGAAUCGACAUCCUGGUGAACAAUGCCAGCGCCAUCAGUCUGACAGGAACUCUGGAGACGCCCAUGAAGAAGGUCGACCUGAUGCUGGGAAUCAACCUGAGAGGAACGUACCUGACGUCUAAGCUCGUCAUCCCUCACCUGCUGAAGAGUCGCAGUCCGCACAUCCUGAACCUGGCGCCGCCGCUCAACCUCAACCCCAUCUGGUUCAAGAACCACACAGCGUACACGAUGGCGAAGUACGGCAUGUCCAUGUGCGUCCUGGGAAUGUCCGAAGAGUUCAGAGGUCAAAUUGCGGUCAACGCCCUCUGGCCUAAGACCGCGAUCCAGACAGCAGCCAUGUCGAUGCUCGGCGGAGAGGACAUCGGGAAGCAGUGUCGUACCGCCGACAUCAUGGCAGACGCCGCCUACGCCAUCCUGUCCCAGCCGAAGGACUACACGGGUCACUUCCUGGUGGAUGAGGACGUCCUGAAGGAGCAGGGAGUCCACGACUUCGACCAGUACGCCGUCCAACCAGGUCAUCCCCUGCUGCCAGACUACUUCCUGGAUUCUGCACUCGAGAAAAUGCCCGAGCUACACGAGACGACAAAACCACCAACGGACACGCCUACUUCCAGUGGACCAAUAGGAAGCACUUUUGACGCCAUCAAAGGAGCCAUCAAUGAAGACGUUGUCAAGUCGACGCAGGGCAUUUAUCAGUUCAACCUAUCAGGAGAGCAUGAGGGCGUUUGGUUUCUGGACCUGAAGAGCGGUUCUGGCAGCACAGGUCAGGGCCAGCCGCCCGUCAAAGCUGACGUCGUCAUGACGAUGGACUCCACCGUCUUCAGCAAGAUGUUUGCAGGGAAGUUGAAGCCGACGCUGGCCUUCAUGUCGGGGAAGCUGCAGAUUCGCGGUGACAUGACGCUCGCCCUCAAACUGGAGAAACUCAUGAACCGCAUGAACAAGGCCAAACUGUGAGGCUGAAUCCACGCCCACAGACCACCUCAGGACACGCCCACUUCCUGUUCAUAGCUGUACAUGUUGCCUUAAUGAGAAUAUUAAUGAGCUCGUUAAUAAAAACCUGCCUUCAUAUUAAAC
Molecule: messenger RNA, 2038 nt
Organism: Larimichthys crocea (large yellow croaker)
Lineage: Eukaryota; Metazoa; Chordata; Actinopteri; Sciaenidae
Gene: hsdl2
Product: hydroxysteroid dehydrogenase like 2
Exons: 12
Coding region: 686-1918 (410 amino acids)
Cellular component (GO): mitochondrion
Source: RefSeq, a predicted model, not a curated record